AUGGUAUUGGCAGACAAGUUAAACGUGUCACCUGUUGUGCUGGCUCGGAUCAUCCUUGAGAAACACUGCACAGAUGCUGAUGGAAAGCCUCCGUCUCGCAGUAUGCUAUCACAGAUGAUGAAGGACACCGCAACCAUAGAUGAUCCUAUACUUGCAGACGAAGUCCAACUUUGUGUAUUGGAGGAUGCUCAUUAUGGUCCUGUAGUUGAUAGCAUCAGGAGGUCUAUAGGAUAUGAGUAUGAGUAUAAGCUACAAGAAAUACUUACGUCGCAGGGGGUCGUCGAGGCGGCCAGCGACGCGGCGAUUGCUGCGGGCGUGCGGUCGCGCUCGUUGUUGCCGACGACAACGAGCGAGAUGGCCGGCGCGACGCGCAGACAGUGA
Priapulus caudatus is the source of this 381-nucleotide messenger RNA. RefSeq lists its product as uncharacterized. The transcript is spliced from 4 exons. The coding region runs from base 1 to 381 and encodes 126 amino acids. The record is from RefSeq and is a predicted model, not a curated record. Lineage: Eukaryota; Metazoa; Priapulida; Priapulimorpha; Priapulimorphida; Priapulidae.